This is a messenger RNA of Maudiozyma barnettii, 5076 nucleotides long. It is a transcript of the gene DOP1, whose product is annotated as Dop1p. Lineage: Eukaryota; Fungi; Ascomycota; Saccharomycetes; Saccharomycetales; Saccharomycetaceae. The record is from RefSeq and is a predicted model, not a curated record. The transcript has a single exon. Gene Ontology annotation, biological process: Golgi to endosome transport. Gene Ontology annotation, cellular component: endosome; trans-Golgi network. The coding region runs from base 1 to 5076 and encodes 1691 amino acids.
AUGUCAUUACAAUUGAAACCAUUGACAAUUGAUUCCACGGACAAACAUCUAGACUCUAAACAAAAGAAAUUCCAGAGUAGUAUUAGUAGGGCCUUGGAACGUUUCGACACGGUAACAGAAUGGGCCGAUUACAUUGCCAGCCUUGGUGCCCUUUUAAAAGCAUUACAGAGUUGGAAACCUCAGUUUCAAAACGUGAAAUAUUAUGUUCCAACACCUUACCAAGUUAAUAGGAGAUUGACAUCCUCGUUAUCCCCAAACCUACCAGCAGGGGUACAUCAAAAAACUCUGGAGGUAUACACAUAUAUAUUCGAGAAUAUAGGUAUUGAAAUGCUGGCCGCAGAAGCUAAUAUAUGGAUUCCUGGUAUUCUACCUUUAAUGUCGUUUGCAUCUAUGUCCGUCAAAUCACAUCUGAUAGAUCUAUACGAUACGUAUCUAGUUCAAUUACCUGCGCCAACUUUGAGAAUGCUCGUCAAACCGUUGAUCGCCUCAUUACUUCCAGGUAUCGAUGAUGAAAGUAGUGAAUUUUUACCAGUUACCCUUAACUUGAUAGAGACGAUGAAAGAAAAUAUGGCUGAUGAUUCAUUAUUUUGGCAGACUUGCUUCCUUGUAAUUGCAACCAGUAAAGAUCGCAGACUAGGAGGAUUAGUUUGGUUAAUGAAAAAAUUUCCAUCUGUGAAUGCUGUUCCACAUUUGAUUAAAAAUAAGAAAAAGGAGGACGAUAUCAUUCCUAAUAACAGUAGUGGAAAUACCAGUAUCGAUAAAGCCAUAGAGAAAAAAAAAUUGAAAGAGCAAGUUUUACAAACACUACUGCCAGCUGCAAAGGAUUUGGUAACACCAGAACCUGGACUUCUGGUUCGCUGUUUUUUCCGCUGUUUAGAUAAUGAUAAUGACAUUUUAAUCAAAAGAAAUAUUCUCGAUCUUUUAUUGCAGAGAAUGCAUUUGAAUUCCCCUGUUAUUACUAAUUUAAUUUCCAACGAAGAUAGAAAACUACUAAUAUUUAAAUGCUGUACUACAACUUUGAAUAAAGAUAUGUCACUUAAUAGAAGAAUAUGGAAUUGGCUUUUAGGAUCUACUUCGAUAUCUCAAAGUAAUGAUUCAUCCAGCUCCCUAGAUGGGAAUCCACAACCGAACCAAAAAAUAAAUACUAAUGAAUAUUUUAUAAAUUACGGAUUAGAGCCAUUAUUAGAUAGUCUAAAAGACCACAUUUCCACGAAAGAAGAUUUAGUUAUCACAUUUAGGAUAUGUAUAACCUUUCUAGAUAAAUGGGAAAUUGGAUCUUUAAUAGUUCCUGAAAUGUUUAUUCUUUUACUAUCUGCGACCCAGAAAUUUGCAGAUGACGAGAAUGUAAUCAGAACUGCUGCCUCAUUUUUUGAUGCUGUUGAGACUAACAUAAUUUGGGGUAAGAUCUUUCAGUACACAAAAGAGGAAAAAAACUUCGACUUUUUGAAAUUCAUCCUGACAAAUUUCAAUAUUGCCAAUGACGAAGAAAUUAUUGUUCGUCACCUACCGUUGAUGAUGUUGUCUCUAUUAUCUUAUGUUAAUAUAAAAACGAUGAUAUCUGACUCACAAACUAAACAAGUUUUUGAGAUAUUAAAUCAAUUAUUGGAGUUUACACCGGAAAGAGCAUUUCUGCCUGUAUCACAUUCAACAAUUAUAUACGACGAAUCUUCGACGCCAAAAUAUAGUAUAAACAAAAUUGAAAUUUUUUACGAAGACGUCUUAAACCCAGAGCAAUCAGAUUCAGAUAUAUCGGGUAUAGAUUCGGAUUUACCAUUUUCAACAGAAGAUAUAACAUACUUAUGUCUACGCAAUUUGCACUCCAUUGUAAUACACAGUUUGAAAACCAAUGAACGAAUUAAUGAGAUAGCCGAAUUUUUUGUGAAAUUAUUUGAGGUAAUACCAGAACAAGCUGAAAAUUCACACAAUGACAAACUUGAAGUUCAAAAUGAAGAACUUACACAAACUCUUUCGGAGGUUACGAUUUCUAUUUCAGCUCAAGAAGAUACAAACGAAAUUUUAGGAAUCGUGAAUUUGUAUAGCAAGUAUCUUGGAAACAGAAUCAAUAUUAUGGAAUCAAUAAAGCUUUUGAAUUUGAUUAUUCAUUCACUUUGGGGGUAUAUGGUUAUUUCUUUCAAACAACAGAUCGCAAUUAAAUGUUUAAAGUCAUUUGAACGAACAAUUCCUAGGAAGUACGUUGCUAGUGCCCUAGCAUCUGCCUUUAUUCACGAAAAUGACUUUACAAAUAAAUUAAAUGUCGUAGAUCUAUUGUGGGAUCAAUUAGAUGCUCAUAAUGAACUUUUAGAUAAGCCUCUAGAGUUGAUAUUGGAUGAGUUGUUUGAUAGACAAAAUCCAAAUUAUCUCUCUGUUUCUAAAUGGGUAGUAUCUUUAUUGAAUGCAGGAUCCAGUAACCAAUUAUACCAAAUGCUGACGAGUGAAAUACUGAAAUUUAGUUUUAUCAAUAAGGACUCUCUAGAUCAAUUCGAUGACUUAGAAAUGUUCACAUAUAAAAUAAGAAUUUUAUCUGCUGUAUUGAAUAUCAGUGAAUGUUCUAUCAUUGAGAACUUUAGUACCGAGAUGACUUCAAUAAGCUCUGUGGAGGCCUGGAAAAAUGAUGACAUAUCUACAUACAAGAAUUUAAUGGUAGCGAUAUCAUUAAGGUUUUUAAAUCUGCAGAAUAAUACAGAUACCAAGAGUAUAAGAAGUAUUUUGAUAUUAUUAGAUUUACUCUUAGAUGGAACAGAAUCUAAUUUCAAAGAUAUUGUUGUGAUGUCGUUACAGAUGUCGUCAAAAUAUAUAUCUGAAGGAGGUGUAGAUUCAGAAUUAAUUGCUGUGUCGUUAUUAGAUAUAGUUUCAAAGGUCUUGAAAUUAUCACAUGAUAAUGGUAUAAAGUUGGAUAUAUUUGACGACAACUCCACCCAUUUGAAAUAUAUUGAUUUCCUAGUAACUAGUUUAUCUUCGAUGAAUACUCCGCUAAUUAUCUCAUCAUAUGUUAAAAUACUAACUGAAAGUCUGGUGUAUUUUGGUGAAUCAAUUUUCCAUGUACUUCUACCUUUAACUGCGUCUAUUAUCCAGUGUUUGGCUAGGUUAUUUGCCUUAGAAAAAGAAAAAGGCGGAUAUUACAAACCAAUUGCUCUAUUACUUGAAGGUUUAGAAAAUUUAUUAGAAACAGCACAUGGUUAUUUAUAUUCCCAAGAUAAAAAUGGAUUGUCUUCUGGAGGUACUAAUCAAAGAAGUGACUUUUUGCAAUCAGUUGUUUCUAAUGUCUUUUAUACAGAGAAUACAGAAGACACUGUUAGAAGUCAGGGUGAGCGAAAUGUUGUAUUGCAGACGUUUAAGCAAAUAUCACUGUGCUGUACGGAAGUGUGGUUUUGGGCUCAUAAUCUAUCUAUUGAUAGAGCACUGUCAACAAAGUACCAUAGCUCCUAUAAAUUUAAAUUCAAAACUAAAAAAUUGCUCGAAAAAAUGUUUUUCCUAGAACCAUUAGAGACAUUAGAGAAUUUGGUUGCACAUGAAGAUAAAGAUGUAAUAACUCUAAUCCAUGUUUUGGAUGGAAACAAACCUUCUUUGACAAUUCCAUAUUUGCUAUACAGCGUGAUAUUGAGAUUUGACAUUCAUACCACAAUUAAGUUUUCCUUCAAUUCUGGAAAAUUUAACACCUCUAGAAUUUCAAAAAACGAACCGUCAUUACUUAAUAAAUUAGAUAGUUCGACUAUUAUGAAGUUCAUUAUUCAAUACACAGUUUCUUUGGAAAAUUCAGCCAUUGAAGAAUUUUAUGAUGACUUUAUUACAUUUUUUAAAGAAGUCUCCACUAAUUAUACGUUAUUUAAGAGCAUAUACUUGGAGAUAAUUGAUUUUGUCGGUACAGUUGCUACAAAAUUAGCACUAUCACAGGUUGCUGAUCAAAAAAGAUACCGUAAGGAAGUUUCAGAUUUAUUCAUGAGGUAUAUUCCAAAUAUAUUAGUAGAUACAACCCCAUAUGAUAAAGAAAUAGAGAAAAAUAUAUACACCAGCAUGUCAACCUUGGUAACUAAUACGGAAAGUGUGGUGAAUGAUCCAAUUGGAGGAGAUAAAUUUAAUGCUGUGGUAUCAACCAUUGUUUCUCAAUACUUGUCACCUAAAUUUAAAUCCAAGGAACUUUUGGUAGAUGAAAAUAUUUUAUCUCUAGCUUUGAAGGUCACAGAAGUGGGCUCAAAAGUUAAAAACUGGAAACUAUUGAUGGAUGAAACCUUUGUAGAUGAUAAGAAAUUCCUUUCGUUUGGUAAAAAUGUUACCUGGAGAGAUAUUAUAUAUCAAUGGUCAACAUAUCCAGAGAACAAGACCAAAUUAUUAAGUGAAUUAUUACUUGUCACAGGGAGCAAGAAAACUGGAAUGACACCUUCUUUAAUCCCUUUUAACUCGUGGUCAAACUCUGAGACGAAUGCUAGAAGUCAAAACUUAAAAAAAAUUUCUUAUUUAUUGUUAAUCUCACCAAAGGAUACGUAUUUGGUAGAUUUCCAAUCUCUAUUUUCUUGUGUUCAUCAAUAUUUAGUAUCCGAUGAGAAUCAAUUGAAAAGUAACAGUUGGAUAUUAUUAAGAGCUUUAUUUUUAACUUUUAAUACUUCUCACUUCAACGAAUAUUGGUCUAAAAUAGCAUAUUGUCUACAAGUCAACCUUCAACGUUUUUAUGAAUACCUACAAAUUCAAAAGGAAAUAGAUUCAAACGAAGUGUUACAAAUUUGCAAAACACUUGAUUUAUUGUUAUCGUUAGGUUUAGAAGGAUUUAGCGCUACUAACGAAUGGAUUUUUAUAAUAGAUACUAUCAACUGUAUCCACAGAAAUGCACCUUUUGUUGCACUUGUUGAUAAAAUUGCCGAGUUCAAGGAUUUUGAAAAUUCCAGAACAGAAGAUUUCGAACUCUCCACAUCAGGUACACUACGAAUUCCUUUAUUAAUGGGAGUCCAUAAAAUUCAACAUUACACUCAAUUAAGAAUUUUCUUCCAUCAACUAAGUUAUGAACAUUACGAAAGUAUCUACGGCAUGAAAGGCAUGGAUAUUGAAUCAUGUAAGGACGAUAUAUUUGAUGAUAUAUUUAAUUGA